Messenger RNA from Xiphophorus maculatus (southern platyfish), 11040 nucleotides. RefSeq lists its product as uncharacterized. The record is from RefSeq and is a predicted model, not a curated record. The transcript is spliced from 47 exons. Lineage: Eukaryota; Metazoa; Chordata; Actinopteri; Cyprinodontiformes; Poeciliidae. Gene Ontology annotation, molecular function: protein binding; zinc ion binding. The coding region runs from base 89 to 10507 and encodes 3472 amino acids.
GUGGUCUUUCAAGACGGGAAUGAGAAUAAAAAUGACUGCAAUGGUUUCUUUACACUAAAGAAAGCUAUUCUGACACUAAAACGAAGUCAUGAAAGAGCAGAGAGGGAAACAGACCCCUGAGCAAGAUGCCGUGGAGCACAUUGCUGCUUGUAAAGACAAACCCUUCCUGGAGGAAAAGUUCAUUGACUCUUUUAAAGGAAGAGGCGUGUUCACUAAUGAAACCAUCAAGCCGUCUAUGUUUGUUGUGGAAUAUCGUGGGAAGAAAUUCUCAAGAGGCAUCAGAUCUGAGGAGAGAGGUGGCGAUGCUUUGAAUGGAUUUGUUUUUGAAUUUUCAUGGAAAGGAGAGCGAUGGUGCAUUGAUGCUUCGGAAGAAGACAACACACUUGGCCGACUUGUGAAUGAUAAUCACAUAAGUCCAAACUGUGAAAUGAGGAAGGUUGUUUGUGAAGGGAAGCCACACUUGUGCCUGUUUGCAGUUGAGGAAAUUUCUCCAGGCGAGGAAAUAACAUACUACUACGGAGAGUCCAGUUAUGAGUGGCGCUCAAAGGAAUUGUACUGUGGGUUGACUUCUUUAAAGAGAGACGGCUGUCCUUCCUCAUCAGCACCACGGCCUAAAAGGUCAAAGAAGUCACAAAUUUUCUACGGUGAGGAAUCUUCUGACAAUGACGAUGAACAACCUGGACCAAGUCGUUGUGUUCGAGCGACUUCAUGUUCAGCUGAUCGGGAAUCUUCUCCGGACCUUACCGACUCUUUCAUGGAGCCAUCAGAGGACUCUCCUGAUGAACACAAGACCAAAAAGGAUUAUGAAAUCUGCAAACCCAAACAAAAACGCAUGAAAAUGUCUCCCACAAAAGACAAAUCUUUUACUUCCAAAAACCAUUGCUUUGUUUGCAGAAAAGCAAUGCAGAAAAUUUCUCGUCAUCUCGAAAAGCACGCUAAGGAACAACCUGAAAUCGCAAAGGCGUUUUCAUUUCCUCCAAACUCAACCGAACGCAAAAGGCUGCUUAACAUAUUAAGAAACAGAGGAAAUUUUGAUCACAAUCAGGAAGUGCAGAGGAGCAAUACUGGAGAAUUGAAAGUGAAAAGGCGACCAAAAUCUGGCAACAUGAGUUCAACAAGCUUUAUGUACUGUCCGUAUUGUAAAGCCAUGAUGACACAAUCAUUAAUGUGUCAUCAUGUACCUAACUGUAUUAAAACUUCACUUUCUGUAAAUAAUAGUGUCAUAAAUGGCACUGAGGAGGUGAAGUCAGUGCACAGUAUCCCUCCUGAUGUGAAGAAGAUACUUUCAGGGAUGGAACAAGACGAAGUCAAACUUGUGAUUCAAAAUGAUCACCUUCUGAUCCAGCUGGCAAAGAGUUUAUGCAGAAAGUACAGAAACGACCCAUGCAAGGAGCAUUCUGUCCAGGAGAAGCUGAAGGAAAUGGGGACACUCUUGUUGAAUCUGAAUAAAAAGAGAAUAUUAAGCUUUGAAGAUGCAAUACAAUCCAAGAAAUUCUCCAGCAUUGUCAAUUCAGUGAAAAACAUUGUGGGUUUUGAUCCCAUAAUGCAGACUUACAGCAAGCGAGGACUUGCUUUCAAUUUGGGAAAUUCACUAAAGAGGAUCGCCAAAAUCAUUCUUAAUGGGGAAAAUAUCAGUGAAACAAUGAGGAGUUCUGCUAAAAUAUUCCUAGAAAUGUGUGAGAAAGAGUGGGGUGGACUUGUGUUGGACACCACAUCAGUGAGAGGACAAAAAGUUUGCAGUCCAGCUGCAAUACCUUUCACACGUGAUGUACAAGCUUUCCAUUCCUACCUGGAAAGAUUAUCAGCUUCUGCCACUGAAAGCUUGAAGACAUCUGACGAUCCUCAAGUCUUCAAUGUACUUUCCAGGGUCACACUUACACAGAUUUCGGUUUUGAGCAAAUGUACAACUGAGGUUUCAGAAAUGACACUGAAGUCUUUCGAGGAGAGGGGCGACUCCACCAAGGUGUUGUCCAAGCACUUUGUCAAGAUAAAUAUUCUGAGCAAGAGUGGCCUGAACGUCGCCAUUCUAUUGACCUCUGAACUCACCAGCACCAUAACUUUGCUGAUCAGCAAGAGGCUGGCCUGUGGUGUCCAUGAGGACAAUCCUUUCUUGUUUGCAAAGCCAGACUCUUCUGUCACAAGCCACUACCACGGAUCUCACUGUAUCAAGUCUUUCUCAAGCCUGUGUCAUGCGGAGAACCCUGAGAAUCUCAGUUCUGCUCAUCUCUGCAAGCACAUGGCAAGAAUAUUCCACAUUCUGAUGGAGAACGACGAGCUUGAACACCUUAGUGAACUGGUUGGCCUUGAGAUCCAGACCAACAAGGAAUACUACCAGUCCCCAGAGGCGGCCGUUGAACUUGCUAAAAUCUCUAAACUCCUCCUGGCAAUGGAGAAAGGAACUCUGGACAGAUUCAAAGGAAAAUCUCUGGCCGAGGUUGAGAUCAAUGAUGAGCUGGAGUCAGAUGAGGGGCAGAGCAGUGGUGGAGAAGAUGUGGAAACGUCCAUUGAAGAGUCAGGUUCUCCACUUCAACAUUGUGAUGUUCCAGAGCAGCUGGAUGGACAGCUGACUCCGGCUGUUCAGGAUGCUUUGGAGCACAUCAAGGCUAAAAGAGACAAACCCUUCCUUCAGGAGAAGUUCAUAGACUCUGCUAAAGGGAGAGGUGUGUUCACCAAGGAAUCCAUUGAGCAAUCUUCUUUUGUUGUUGAGUUUCGGGGGAGGAUCUCUACUUGCCAAGAAAGCUCUGAGAAGCAACCUGGAGAUUCGUUAAGCAAUUAUGUGUUUAACUUUUCAUGGCAAGAAACAAACUGGUGUGUUGACGCUUCAGCUGAUGAUGGGAGUUUGGGUCGGCUCGUAAACGAUGACCACCUUGAUCCAAACUGCAAUGUAGUGAAGAUUACCUAUGAGGAGAAACCACACCUGUGCCUGUUUGCACUGAAAGAAAUAUCAGCUGGUGAGGAGAUAACCUUCGACUACGGGGGAUCUUCGUACUCGUGGCGCCCAGAGGAUCCCAGCGAGGAUGUAAAUAUUCCUGAAAAAGGCUUGGAAAAGGAUCCAGCUGUCCCCAUUGAUAAAAAUCUUGAAGACUCUGCAGCAGAAUCCUUCAGCUCUGCUGAAUCCUCCGGAGAUGAAUACGUCUGCAAUGAACAACCAGACAGCGAUGACAGUUUCUCAGAGUCUGAACUGCCUGGCGGGGCGUCAUCCACCGUAGAGGGGGACGGGUCUCGCUCCAGCUCUGACGACUGGGACUCCGACACGCCGACCAAAGCUACUUCCUUAACGAGGAAGAACUACUGUUACGUUUGUGGAAGACCUCAGUCAAAAAUCUCCCGUCACCUCUUAACCCACAGAGCGGAAGAGCCUGAGAUCGCUGAGGCUUUUAAGAUGCAUCACAACAACAAGGAGCGAAAGAAACUGCUUCAAAAGCUGCGGAACAGAGGAAACUACAACCACAACCAGGAAGUGCUGAGAACUCGAAAAGGAAAACUUAAAGUGAGGCGAAGAACAAACACGUCCUCUAUCAAAAACACUGCUACCUGCAUCUACUGUAAGCUCUUGUUUAUGCGAAAGACUUUAUGGAGGCAUCUUCAGAAAUGUCCGAUGAGGAUCCCCUCCCCUCUAGAAGGCAAGUCAGGGAUUUUAGCAUUAGUUGCAUCUGGGCUAACAGAACCUGAAAACAGGUCGUCAGGUGUGAGGAAGAUUUUAAAAAAACUGAAAGAAGAUGAAACUACCUCCUUAGUUUUGAAGGAUCCUUACCUUUUGCGGCUGGCUCGCUGUUUGUACUACAUGACGGAUGGCAAGAGCAAAGACUAUGAACUCAAUCGGAAACUGAGACAAAUGGGGAAACUGCUCGCAACCUUGAAAGAAAAGUCUAUAAUGAGCAUUGAGGAGGCUUUAAAACCCCAGAACUUCAAUGUCGUAAUGGAAGCAGUGAGGAAAGUCUCAACCAUGAGGAAAAACAUCAACGCCAAGCCACUUUCAAAAGUAAUCGGAUACUCACUUAAGAAAGUGGCUGAUAUAAAAUAUGCUGUAGCUGUGAGCAACAAAGCGGAUAACGAGACGAUAGAGGAGGCGAAGGAGUUCCUGAAGCUGUGUGAGAAGGAAUGGGCUUCAAACGUACCAAUUCGACAGUCUGUACAGGGAGCACCGACUUUACCCUUCAUCCAGGACGUUCAGCUGCUGUUUAAGUACAUCCAGAAUUCGGUGAGCUCUGCAGUCUCAAUUCUGACCAAGUUUCAAAGCCCACCAGUCUACAUUGCCCUGCUCAAAGGGAUCUUCGCAUAUGUGGGUAUAUUAAGCAGAAAUUUUACUGACAUGUUGUAUGUGACCCUGGAGUCGUUCCUGCAGUGGAGUGAAUCUCAGCCUCAGGAAAAUGCUGACACCAAGCAGCCGCUGCUUGACAAAGUUCUCUCCAAACGGCUCGUUAAGAUCAACAUUGUUAACGAAAAGAACCAAAACGUAGUUCUCAGUCUGACCCCAGAGCUGCUCUCUGCAAUCACCAUGCUGGUUGAGAAGAGAAAACAAUGCGGUGUGCCUGAUGGUAACCCCUAUCUCUUUGGAUGGCCGGAUAAUUUGUCCAUGAACAUCUGGAAGUGGCAACGGGUCAUCUCCAUGUUUGUGGGUUUGUGCGGCGCCAAAGGUGAGAAGAACCUAAAGUGUCCGUUCUUCCGUAUUCACACGGCAAGAAUUUUCCGUAUUCUCAUCCUGAAUAAUGAGGAGCUCGGCCAGUUAGCCACACUGCUGGGGUGCGAUGUUAAAUCCGAGAGCGAGUUCUACCAGAACCAGGAGGCGGUUGGAGACAUUGCAAAAAUCUUGGUGCUGCUGUCGGCUAUGGAGACCGAAUGUCUGACCAUGUAUCAAGGAAAAUCUCUGGAGGAAAUUGAAAUUCCAGAUGAGCUGCCGGCGGUGAUGGAGAACAGCAGGAGAGCCACUGAAGCUUCUCGUCAGGCGAACGGUGGUUCUCCCUCAUCGACAAAGAAGAAAGGCAAAGGUUCUUCCAAGAGGAGUCGAGUCAAAAAGAAGCAGGAAGAUGAGGAGGAUCGGACUGAAGUGACUCAUGAGAAAAAUGAAGCGGAGAAAGAACCAGAGCAGAGCAACGAGACUCAGACCAAUAAUCAAACCACUGCAGCUCCUGACAAACAGAACGAGAGUCAGAUUUAUUUUAGUGACGACGACGAAGACAUGAAUGUAGAUUUUAAUAUUGACAUCGACAUAAACGAUGAUGACGAUAAAACUGAAGAAAAUGAGACGAGUGAGACUCGGAGGGACAACUUGUCUGAAGACACGAUGGGACAAAACAACAAAGACGAUGAUGACGAUGUCAGAAAAGAGGGGAAUGAAGCUGAUGAUGACUCUGGAGCAAACGCUGGAGUUCAGGAUAAAACAGAAGAAGUCGAGACGAUGGGACAGAACGAAGAGGCAAACGGUGAAGAUGAUGAUGAUGGUGAUGAACAGGACGGCUGGAUGGGAGCAGAAAGUGGAGGAUCUUCUCCUGUACGCACAGAAGAGAAACGCAGCAACUUUGAGGCAGCAAUGAGAAGCAUGAAAGUAAUCAAGAUUUUGAUCCGCAAACUGAACAUGGAGAACUUGCAGAUUCCUGUCCGGGUUUCACGGUUUCCUCUGAGUGAGAAUCAGUCGGUCAAAGAUCAGCCGUCACCGGUCGCUGCAGACGAGCGUCGAUCCACGUCCACAGAGGAAACCAACAGACAGACAGACACAAAGGCUGUGAAGAUGAACUGCUCCCACUGCCACAGGAUCAUGACGAAGGGACAAACGGCGUACCAGAAGAAAGGCUUCACUGACGUCUUCUGCUCCAAGCGCUGCCUGUUUGAGAUGUUUCCUCCCAGCAAAGCAGCUCGGAGGAGCUGCUACUACUGCUUCAGGGAGAACCUGCAGCCGCUGGAGCUCAUCAUGGCCGCCGUGGACCUUAAAGGAACCAUGAGAGACUUCUGCAGCACCGCCUGCUUGUGCUCCUUCAGAUCCAGCUCUCCUUCUCUCCAGAGAAAGUUCACCACCACAUCCACCCAGACGCUGUCAUCGCUCUGCAGCGCCUGCAGGAAAACCUGCGUGAGCGAGCUGGAGUUGAAGCUGGAUGAGUGCCUGCACCGGUUCUGCAGUGUCAUCUGCUUGGACGCGUUCUGCAGGGAGAACCUGGGCAUCUGUGAGAACUGCAGCCAGUCCUGCAGGAAGAAGCCGCUGCAGCUGAGGCUGGAGGACGGAUCAAAGACCAUCUGUGGUCCGGACUGUCUGGAGGAGUUUAAAAAGAACUUGAUGGCGGCCCAGGAGUGUCCCGUGUGUCGAGCUGCUCAGCUCCCGUCAGACAUGGUCAACCACAAAAACAAGGAGAACGCCGUGGAUCUCUUCUGCUCUCGCUACUGCGUGAUGUCCUUCAAGGCGCUGCCUGCUGCGGACCAGAACAUCAGAACCCAGCGUUCUGCGGACGACACGGCCAGACUCAUCAUCGCCAGCGACGCCGCCGCCUGCUGCGGCUGCAGGAAGGAGCUGAAACGUGCGUCUGCAGUUUACCACCUGAAAAAAGCAAAGCAGCUGUUCUGCUCGGAGGCGUGCGUCACUGAAAUGCUUCCCCACGUCCAGUUCGACACCAGGAAGUGUUACAGCUGCCUCCAGUUGAUCACGCAGCCUCAGAAAGUGAUCCUGGCUCCGGUGGAUGAUUCAGGAACGAUGAAGGAGCUCUGCAGCGACACGUGUCUCACUUCUGUCAAAUCCAAGAUGCUUCUCUCCAACUGCAAGCUGUGUGGCAAACAUUGUCCUUGUAAGCUCUCCAUGACGGUGGACGGUGAGGUCCACAGACUCUGCAGCGAGUCCUGCGUCUCCGACUUCCGCAUCCAGAACCAGUCCUCCUGGUCGUCCUGCGCAGCCUGCGGCGCGCUGCGCUGCAGCCUGCGGCUCGCCCUGCAGACGGACGGCGGCGUGAAAACCGUCUGCGGAGACGAAUGUCUGCUCAGGCUCAAAGAGAAAGUGAAAACCCUGCAGCUUUGCUCGACGUGCAGAACGCCGCAUCAGAUGUCGGACAUGGUGGAAAGUCAAAACGGCGAGGGGCAGCUGGAUCUGUUCUGCAGCCACAGGUGCAUGACGGUUCACAAAGCUCAGACCUUCACUGUUCCAGCAGAAAACAAGUCCGAGGAGACUGACGUUAAAGACGUUAAAGACGUUAAAGACAUGAAGCCGUCUCUGGCCAGUUUACCCCAGAUCAAAGAGGAGCCGGAGGACCUGGAGGUUUUUCUGAGCCGCUCCGUCUCAGUUUCUCCACAGAGCAUCAAGGAGGAGCCGGGCGCGCCCAAGGAGGAGCUGAAGAUCGGGUCUGUUUUCUCCCUGACGGAGGACUCCAAGCCGCCCCGGCCCGCUCUGGCCCACAUGGAGCUCCAGGCGUCCUGCUCCACCUGCCGGAAGGUGCUGCUGGACGGAGAGACCGUCUACCAGAGGAAAGCCCAUCCGGAUCUCUUCUGCUCCACUUCCUGUCUGCUCCGGUUCCACCAGCUAAAGUCCGUGAAGAAGACGUGUCACUUCUGUCUGCGGGUGAUUGUGAAGCUCCCGUCGGUCCUGCAGGCUGCCGUGGAUGACGCGGGAACGAAGAAGGACUUCUGCAGCCAGUCCUGCCUGUCGUCCUUCAGCUACAAGAGGAUCAUGUCCACCAAGCUCCCCAUCCUUCCAGCUGGGUCGCAGUCCCAGUGCAGCGUUUGCAGCAGAUUCUGCAUCAGCAAACAUGAGGUCAUCCAUCAGGACGUGGUGCAGAAGGUCUGCAGCGAUCCCUGCUACCACCGCUUCUGCAACAUCAACAACCUGACUGUGUGCGAGAACUGCGGCUCCCGCUGCAGCGCGCCGCUCAGCCUCAAGAUGGAGGACGGCAACAAGCCGCUGUGCGGCGCCGAGUGCCUGGAGCUACUCAAGCAGAAAAUCCCGCCGUUGCAGCCGUGCUCCAUGUGCAGUAAAUCUAAACUCGUUUCUGAAAUGGUUGAGUAUAAAACCAGUGAAGAAGUCGUCGAGCUGUUCUGCUCCAGCAGCUGCGUGAUGGCGGCCAACAUCCAGGCCGUCUGUUCAUCAGGUGUCCCUCUGAGCUGCCAUAACUGCAGGAAGGCGGCCGCUCCGGCGUGUCACCUGGCCAUGCCGGACGCCUCCAUCAGGAGCUUCUGCUGCCUGUCCUGCGCCGUGACUUUCAAGGAGACGCAUAAAGACGAAAUCAGCAGAACCAGGGAAGCAGAACCCGGCAGACCGGCGCCAGACGAGCGGCUGUGUGCUCAGUGCCAGGAAGCCAUUAAAACGGCUCCCAGAGUCAUUCAGAUGAAGGAUGAAGUGAUUUUUGUCUGCAGCCUCGUCUGCUCCAAGAAGUUCAAGAAGCUCAACAGCCUCCUGGGUGUGUGUGAACGCUGCAGGAAGAAAACCGUCAUCCACGAAGUCAAGAGGAUCGACAACAAGGACUGCAGCUUCUGCAGCAACGGCUGCCUGCUGCUGUUCCACCGUGACCUGGACAGGAAGUGGGGGAAACACUGUUCGUCGUGUUCCUACUGCCUCUCCGUGUCCAGAACGGCGCUGUCGGCCACGGCGGCAGGCAGGCAGAGGGAGUUCUGCUCCAAACGCUGCAGGUCCAAAUUCAGAACGCUGAUCAGCCACGAGGCGAAUUGCGACUCAUGCGGCCGGCGAGGGAAGCUGACGGAGAGUCUUCCUCUGCCGGGGAACGUCAAACGUUUCUGCGACCUGAAAUGUCUCCUGCGCUUCGGGAAGAACGAGGAAGAGGAGCAGGAUGAAGGACCUUCUCCGCCUGGAGGAAGCGUGGCGUCUUCGCCGGUCAUCACCAGCGUGGUUUCGCUGUCCGGCGGCCCGGCAGGACGGACCACACCGCUCGGACUUUUCUCGGACAUCCAGGCUAAAGUCGUCGGCCAUGCCAGCGUCCAGACGGCUCCCAAACAGCUGAAGAACAAAUCCAUGCUGUGCGUUCCUCUGGUCCACAACAAAGCUGCCUCCUGCUGUGUUCAGACUGUGGAAACGGCGUCACAGACAGUGAAUUUUAAGCAGAAGGUCCGCCAGGUGAGCGCGGCUGUUCCUGUGCCGGUUCCCGUCUACGUCCCUCUGCCCAUGAACCUCUACAGCCAGCUGGCUCCAGCUCCGCUGGUUCUGCCCGUUCCGCUGCUGGUUCCCGUGUUUCUCCCAGAGGGGAAGAAGAAGAAGGAGGAGGAGGAGGAGGAGGAGGAGGAGGAGGAGGAGGAGGAAGAGGAAGAUGGCUCUGAGGCGGCGGCGGAGGAAACACCGCCUGGAUCUCUGCAGGAGGAGCUGAGCUGCCGACCACAAGGACAAACGGAGAAGCAGGAGGAAACUCAGUCACUUAUUGAAACCAUCAACAGCUACAUGGACGGUUUGGGGUCCGAUUACCAGCCCAGUUUCAACCACAAAGACUUCGAGUCCGACUGCAGCCUGGAGUUAUUCAGUCAGAACCAGACCUGCUGCAUCCCUCCUGAACCGGAACUGGAACCGAACCUCCACACAGGCCCUGACCUCCCUCUGCCUCCUGCUGGACUAACGGGUCCAAACCUCCAGAACUCACUGGAUUCUUUAGCAGCUGCAGGUUUGGCUGACGAGACUCAGGAAAACAUCCAGAAUAAUCUGAAGGGAGUUCUGGACAGUCGGGUUGGAGUUGAUGCCUGGAGGAAAUGGAUCCAGUGGAGAGAAUCUCAAACCAGUUUGGACCUGCUGCCCACGGCUGCUGGCAGGUCGGACGUCCUGCGGUGCUCUUCCUCUGAGCUGAGCGACGGCCUCUUCCUCUUCAUCAGGGAGGCGAAGCUUCGUGAGGAAGACUCCGGCUCUCCAGACGGCCUGUUCUUCCUCUGCCUCAGCAUCCAGCAGUAUUUGUUUGAAAACGGACGACUGGAGAACAUUUUCACCGACCAGAACUACCAGAAGUUCUCGUCUGAGCUCACCAGAAUCCUGAAAUGUUCCCGACCUUCCCUGUCCGUCCACCGCGGCGCCCCCUCCUGGGUGGAGGAGGAGUUUCUGUGGGAGUGCAAGCAGCUGGGGGCGUCCUCCCCCUUCGUCCUCCUCAACACGCUGCUCUUCUUCUGCUGUAAGAACUUCGGCUUCACCGCGGUGGCGCAGCACCGCCGGCUGUCCUUCGCUAACUUCACCAGCUGCACCAGAACCGACGGCGAGACGAACGUCCUGCGGUUCUACCCGCCGGAGUCCAGAGACGAUGCAGAGACCGGUUCUGACGGCGUCCCGGCGAAGAAACGCAGGUUAAACGAGGAUUUCCUGGAGAUGAAGGAGAACCUGCAGAACCCGCUGCGCUGUCCAGUCCGACUCUACGAGUUCUACCUCUCCAAGUGCUCCGACUCGGUGAGGCGGCGCAGCGACGUUUUCUACCUGCAGCCGGACCGCCGCUGCGUUCCCAGCAGUCCCCUGUGGUUCUCGCAGGCGCCGCUGGACGACGCCACCAUGGAGGCCGCCAUCGUUCGAUCGCUCGCCGUCAGAGAGCUGAGGGAGCGAGACGGAGGAGGAGCCUGAGGGAACGAGACGGAGGAGGAGCCUGAGGGAACGAGACGGAGGAGGAGCCUGAGGGAACGAGACGGAGGAGGAGCCUGAGGGAACGAGACGGAGGAGGAGCCUGAGGGAACGAGACAGAGGAGGAGCCUGAGGGAACAAGACGGAGGAGGAGCCUGAGGGAACGAGACGGAGGAGGAGCCUGAGGGAACGAGACGGAGGAGGAGCCUGAGGGAGCGAGACGGAGGAGGAGCCUGAGGGAACCGACGGCGCCAGGAUUUCUUUUCUAGGUUGGAUUUUCUGCUGUUUGGUUUGGAAAAAAAGUUUAAAUGAGAGAAAACUGUUUGUUUCAUUUCUUCCUUCAGAAACUCGUGUUCAUCAUUUUUACACAGCAGGGAAUCAGUGUUUACUUUUAUCAACUGGAUGUUUUUGGAUUGAAAAUCAUUUUUAUUAUUUUUACAUAAUAAGGCUGAAACAGUCGUUCUAAACUGGAUCUGUUUGUUUUUGUCCCGUUUGACUCAAUUAAAUCAUUUCAUUAAUAAAAUCUUUGAACAGUA